Ilex paraguariensis (yerba mate) is the source of this 1861-nucleotide messenger RNA. NCBI's taxonomy places the organism in Eukaryota, Viridiplantae, Streptophyta, Magnoliopsida, Aquifoliales, Aquifoliaceae. The record is from the annotation of a GenBank genome assembly.
GAAAAUACCUUACUUCAGAAGUAAUGCCAUGCAUAAAAGAGAAUUGCUCAAAGCAAUCCAACUUAACUCCCCUCUCCCUUUGUCGUCCAUUUAUAGAACAUAAAACAGGAGAAGAAAAUGCCUACAGAUGAUGAUGAGUCGAGGAUGGCCUUCCUCAAGAGAGAAUUUGAAGCUUCUCUUGUAAGGAUCAAUUCAAUUGAGAAGGAAAAUCAGGAACUGAAAUAUGAAGUUGCCCGUCUAAGAGCACAGGUCAAUACACUCAAAGCACAUGAUAACGAAAGGAAAUCAAUCCUGUGGAAGAAGUUACAGAACCCCAUGGAUGCCAAUAUCCCAGACAAAUAUCAGCAGAAGCCAUCAGUUCUGGUUGAAAUGCCAGAACAAAGUCCAGCAAUGGAAAAGUUGUACCAGAGGGAAGAUCUCAAGGAAUCUACAGCCAAAAAGGAAAGACCGGCAAGAGCUCCAACACCAUUGCCAAGAACAAAUCCCACUCCAGUCAAGGAAGUAAGUGGAAUUAAAGGACAAUCACCACCAGCGCCGCCACCCCCGCCGCCACCCCUACCAUCCAAAUUGCCGGUUGGAUCCAAAGCAGUGCGUCGUGCGCCUCAGGUCAUUGAGUUUUACCGUUCCCUUAUGAAGAGAGAUGCCCAACGGGAGAACAGGAAUAGCCCAGUUGGGAUUCUGCCAGUCACAGAUCCGAAGAACAUGAUUGGAGAGAUCGAGAACCGCUCAACUUAUCUUCUGUCUAUAAAAUCUGAUGUAGAAACACAUGGAGAAUUUAUUAAUUCCUUGAUCAGGGAGGUGGCGACAGCAGCAUUUACUGAGAUUUCUGAAGUGGAGGCAUUUGUGAAAUGGUUGGAUGGAGAACUAUCUUGCCUUGUUGACGAAAGGGCCGUACUGAAGCAUUUUCUGCAUUGGCCAGAAAAAAAAGCAGAUGCAUUGCGGGAAGCCGCAUGUUGUUACCAAGACCUGAAGAACCUUGAAUCUGAAGUUUCAUCAUUCAAGGACAACCCAAAACAGCAAUUGAACCAGUCUCUAAGAAGGCUGCAAACGCUGCAAGACAGAUUGGAGCGAAGUGUUACCAAUCUUGAAAGGGUGAGAGAAGGAACAAGCAAGCGAUAUAGGGAGUUCCAUAUCCCUUGGGAAUGGAUGCUGGACACUGGAGUGAUUGGUCAGCUGAAAUUGAGUUCACUGGCAUUGGCUAAGGAGUACAUGAAAAGAAUAACUAGAGAACUGCAGUGCAGUGAAACCUCACGGGAAGAGGACCUCUUGUUUCAAGGAGUUCGAUUUGCUCAUCGAGUACAUCAGUUUGCAGGUGGUUUUAAUGCAGAUACCAUGCACACAUUUGAAGAAUUACGAAAGAUUGGAACAAGUUGGAACAAACAAUAGCAUGUUGCCUAUACACCGUAGAAAUUGUAGACAAAAUGUUGAGAGGUAAUGACUUACUGCAGGAUUCUAGAAUCAAGGGUAUAACAUAUCAGAAAGGAUUCUACCUAUACACAUAUCUACUGAAUACUCUAGAUAGGUUUCCUCUGUUGAGAAACUUGAUUUCCAAGCACUAUUCCUAAAAAGUGAGAAACAUAUUUAAGAAGCUUAAGGCCGUGAUAAAUGGCUAAUAACCUUGCCUCUCCCAUUUCUAUUGACCCAACUACAUUGGCCUGGGAAUUACCAUAUGCUAAUUCAUACACACAUGCGUGUAGUUAUAAUGAGCAGCUGGAGACGGGUUAGUUAAAUGUCAGCUAGAAACUGAAAGGCUUGUAGGAAUGCAAUAGAUUGCCUUCACUGAUAUAUUUGAAAGCCAUUGUCCCAUAUGUGCCCCAUUCUAUGUCUAAAUGGCAAUCAAAAUUUCAACUUAAUAAAUGUG